Molecule: messenger RNA, 2133 nt
Organism: Nymphaea colorata (pocket water lily)
Lineage: Eukaryota; Viridiplantae; Streptophyta; Magnoliopsida; Nymphaeales; Nymphaeaceae
Exons: 14
Coding region: 259-1959 (566 amino acids)
Biological process (GO): regulation of signal transduction
Cellular component (GO): endoplasmic reticulum membrane
Source: RefSeq, a predicted model, not a curated record
GUUCGAGAUCCGUCUCUCCCCCACUUUAUCAUCGACUGCUGCGACCAAUCGCCAGCGACGGCCGUUCAUCGCGAGACCGCAGGGCCAGCGAGCGCUAUUACGCACGGCAGCAGGCGCGGCUGGCAUUUAUUAUCGAUCCCGGCCACUUCGCCUGCAUACUGCCCUUCUCUCGUCUGCAACCACCGCCGAUCCCGAGACCCUACGGAGUCAAUCCCUUCUUCCCUCUGCUUCAGCCUGUAGAUCGGUUCCAUCUUGGCAAUGGCGAUGAGGGGGAAGAGAGGUCGAGCAGGUGAGGUUCUGGAGUCCAUCUUCUCCGUGGUCCUCUCGGCUCUUGUCCUCCUCGCCUGCGUCGAGCUCGGCGAUGCCGCGGCCGUGGUUGACGUCUACCGCCUCAUCCAGUAUGACCUAUCAGGCGUGCCCUUCGGAUCCCGCCGUGCGGCCCUCAACCACCAUGCCGGAUCCUCGCUGGACGCUUCUGGUGUUGACCUCUCGCGCACCGUCGUUAUCGUGCCCAUUCGCCAGCUCAAUCUUACUUUCCUGCAAAAAUUUUUGACUGAUCAGCAACCUUUGGGGGGUCUAUUGCUUCUGCUUCCUCAAAGUUCAACUAGUGAAAAGGAAGAACACAGUGAAGAAGGUGGUCAGGGUUGCGGGAAUGGCGAGUUGAGAAGAAAAGUGAUGGAGAUGGAACAAAUAUUAAUGCGUGCUAAUAUUCCUUAUCCUGUAUACUUUGCAUUUGAGGAAGAGAAAGUUAAUGCCAUGUUAGCAGAUGUUGAACAUAAUGAUGCUACUGGUCAACCUUCCACCACAACCACUGGCGGAUACAAACUUGUUGUUUCCACUUCUGAACCUAAGCGACUUACAUCUCCUUCUCUCACAAACAUUCAGGGAUGGUUGCUAGGAUCAAGAGGUGAUGGUGAUGUUGUCCAGCUCCCAACUAUCGCUAUUGUUGCAUCAUAUGACACAUUUGGCGCCGCACCAGCACUCUCCGUAGGAAGUGAUAGUAAUGGAAGUGGAGUGAUUGCAUUGCUGGAAAUAGCUAGGCUAUUCUCCCGUCUUUAUUCAAAUGCAAAAACAAGAGGAAGAUUCAAUCUACUCUUUGGAUUAACUUCUGGCGGGCCUUACAAUUACAAUGGAACCAUGAAGUGGCUUAGGAGUUUUGACCAACGUAUACGUGAGAGCAUUGAUUAUGCUAUCUGCUUGAAUAGCAUUGGGUCUUGGAAUAACGAAUUAUGGCUUCAUGUAUCAAAGCCCCCAGAAAACGCGUAUAUAAAGCAACUGCAUGAGAGUUUUGCAAGCGUUGCAGAGGAAUUGGGGAUAAAGAUUGGCAUCAAACAUAAAAAGAUCAAUAUAUCAAAUUCAAGAGUAGCAUGGGAGCAUGAACAAUUUUCAAGACAAAGAAUUACUGCUCUCACUAUUUCUGAACUCACUUCUGCCCCUGAUCUAUUUGAGAAGGCUGGCGGAAUAUAUGAUACUAGACAUUCAGUAAAUGAAGCAGCAGUCAUCAAAGGUGUCAAGUUGGUUGCUGAAAGUCUUGCAAGGCACAUAUAUGGGCAACAACAAUCGAAGGUCCAAAUUUUUGCAGAUGGUAGUAGUUUAGCUGUUAACCCUUCCUACAUACGCUUGUGGCUGGACCUCUUGUCAAGGACACCUCGAGUAGCACCUUUUCUAUCAAAGAAUGAUCCACUUAUAUUAGCACUUGAGAAGGAAUUAUCAGAUCAUGUUACUGAAGUCAACAUGCAGGAUGAAUUGCUUGAUGGGGCUUUUAGUUUUUAUGACUUGAUAAGUGCCAAACUUCACAUAUAUCAGGUGGCAAGCGUGACAUUUGACCUGCUAUUGCUUCUUGCAGUGGGAUCCUACUUGAUUCUCCUUUUCUGUUGUCUCAUUAUCACAACAAGAGGUCUUGAUGAUCUUAUCGGCAUUUUCCGUCGGCCUCCGACACGAAAAGUCAAAUCUGCUUAACUGAUAAUUAUUUGAUUUUUGUGAUCAGUUUCUUUUUCCCCUUGAAAAAUUUUGAUCCUUAAAGAGUGUCUAGUUUAGUGUAAGUUAACAUUUUAGAGGUUGCCAAUUAAUUUGCUUGUAAUAUGCAAAAUUUUUCUUUAUUAUUUCUAUUGAAAUACUAUAAAUUAGUCAGUA